This is a messenger RNA of Doryrhamphus excisus (bluestripe pipefish), 4231 nucleotides long. NCBI's taxonomy places the organism in Eukaryota, Metazoa, Chordata, Actinopteri, Syngnathiformes, Syngnathidae. The record is from RefSeq and is a predicted model, not a curated record.
GUGAGCUUAAAGUCACUUGAACAUGGACUUGUUAGUUUGUGGAGUGUUCAUUGUGUUUAUGCACGUCACCUCUCUGCACCCAGCCUUGAUCACUGACAACACAGAUUCACUCCAUCAAGUUUUGUCAGAGUUUAGUGUCAUUCGUCCAAUCAGAACCAACUCGCUGGGCCAUUUCCUGUCCGCAUCGGUGUCUGCCCAGUUUGUGCACCGCAGAAAAAGACACGCCCACUCACCUUACUCACACAAGCAGCAAAGUGACACAGGAAAUGCAUCAUGGAUGAGGCAGGAAGCACAGCUUUUCUACAACGUAACGGUGUUUGGGCAAGAACUGCACCUGCAACUGCGUCCCAAUCGCCGUCUUGUUGCCCCUCAUGCGACAAUGGAAUGGUGGGAGGAGUCAGGAUCCAAGCGUUCACAGCCAAUAGGUGACAGCCGCUGCUUCUACACAGGAGAGGUGACCAACAUGGAGGACUCCUCUGUUGCCAUUAGCAACUGUGACGGACUGGCUGGAAUGAUCCGCACAGUGGAAGAGGAAUUUUUUAUUGAGCCGUUGUAUCGAUGGGGAAUUGAAAGUGAUGGUAAAGAGGGUGAGGAAGGAGGAAGACAACACAUCAUUUAUCGAACAUCAGCCAUCAUCAACACAAAACCGAAUGUCACACAAAGUGAUGACUUUCUGCCAGCACCUCUCUUAGGUUCUUCAGGUGUGCUGAGGUCCAAUUUUGCUUCAGGUCGCCAGCGACGCUACAUUGAAGAAGCAGAAGUGUUCAACAUUGAGGUCUUGUUAGCCGUGGAUUAUUCUGUCCUUCUAUUCCACGGACAAGAGCACGUCCAGAGAUACCUUCUCACCCUGAUGAACAUUGUCAAUGAGAUCUAUCAAGAUCAUUCUCUGGGUGCCAACAUCAAUGUUGUUCUCGUGCGAAUCAUCAUGCUGUCGCCAUCAAAGUCCCAGGAGCUCAUCUCAGUGGGCAAUGCCCAGAAGAGUCUGGAGAAUGUCUGUGGCUGGUCCUACCUGCAACAGAGGGACCAGAACCAUGACCAGCAGCAUGACCACCUCGUCUACCUGAGCAGACGCGAGUUUGGACCCUCAGGCAUGCAGGGCUACGCUCCAGUUACGGGAAUGUGCCAGUUGCAUCAGAGCUGUGUUCUGGUCUUUGAGGAUGGUUUCUCGUCUGCCUUCGUUGCUGCUCAUGAAAUUGGCCAUGUGUUGGGGAUGGAACAUGAUGGUGAAGCCAACGAGUGCGAUGACGAUGUGUUGUUGGGCAGCAUCAUGUCUCCAAGAGUUCAGGCCACCUUCUACCGCUACCACUGGUCCAGGUGCAGCUGGAGUGAGCUCCACAAGUACCUACACACAUACGACUGUCUCCGGGAUGACCCAUUCAGCCCUGACUGGCCGACUCCGCCCCUUUUGCCUGGGUUUCAGUAUUCCAUGGAGCAACAAUGUGGCUUUGACUUUGGCCCAGGAUCCGGUACCUGUAGCGCUUAUCCCAACUUGGAACCUUGUAAGCAGCUGUGGUGCAGUGACUACAACAAUCCUUUCUUCUGCAAAUCCAAGAAGGGUCCACCUCUGGAUGGGACACCAUGUGGACAAGGGAAGCACUGCUUCAAAGGAGUCUGCAUCAAGUUGACCCCUGACCUUCUGAGACAAGAUGGUGGUUGGGGACAGUGGAGCCCUUUUGGCAGCUGCUCCAGAACCUGUGGGGGCGGGGUCCGAAUUCGGACACGGAACUGUGACAGCCCACCUCCAGCCAAUGGGGGGCACACCUGCUUUGGAAACAGUUACGAGUUCCGGCUGUGCAACCGAGAUGAGCAGUGUCCACCUCUGGCUGACUUCAGGGGGGAGCAGUGCCAAGUUUGGGAUGAAUUUUUGGAACAUGAAGGAAGAAAACAUCACUGGCUGCCCAUCGAACACGCUGACCCUGACGAACGGUGUCGUCUCUUCUGUCAGUCCAAUGAGACGGGGGUGGUGGUUUCCAUGAAGAGAACCGUGCAUGAUGGGACACAGUGCUCGUACAACGAUGCCUACAGCGUGUGUGUGCGAGGAGACUGUGAGCAUGUAGGAUGUGAUGGUCUGAUCGCAUCCGACCAGCAGGAGGAUCGAUGUGGGGUUUGCGGAGGAGACAAUUCUAGCUGCCAGCUCAUUAAAGGAAAUUUCACUCGCAGUGCAAACAAAACAGGAUACCUGAAGAUCCUGGAGAUUCCACGGGGGGCACGGCACCUCCUGGUUCAGGAGUUCAGGAGGACUCCCCACGUCCUCGCGCUGAAGAACCAGGAAACGGGUCACCUCUUCCUGAAUGACGAAGACGCUGUCCCGGUAUCUCAAGUGCUGGUAGAGAAGGCGGUGGCCUGGAAGUACACUCACAGUGAGGAGCAGGAAGUGGUCCAGACCACGGGACCAUUAAAAUAUGGGGUUGUACUAAUGGUACGUUCCCAUGGCGAUGCCAAGGUAACAGUGUCCUACAAGUACAUCAUCCAGGAUCACCUGCGGUCUUCACUAGAGUCCAACCUUGUGCAGGAGGACACAAUCUUCUACGAGUGGGCGCUCGAGAAGUGGUCUAAGUGCUCCAAAACCUGUGGAGGAGGUACAGUGGUAGGUGGUUGCCAUGGAAACAAUGCAGUUGACACCUUCCUCUGGUUGCCAGGGAAACAGUACACAAGGUUUGCCUGCAGGCGUAAGGCAGACGGGAAGAUGGUUCAGAGAACGUUCUGCUCCAACAUCAACAAACCCAGAGCCAUCAGCCGCAAGUGUAACGCCAUCGCCUGCAGCUGGCCACGCUGGGUGACUGGAGGAUGGGAGGCCUGCAGCUCCUCUUGCGGACAGAGCGGAUGGCAGCGUCGCUGGGUGGGCUGCCAGCAGGAAUCUGACGGGGGCAGGUGGCGCUCUGUCAACAGCGAACUUUGCGGGGACCGUCGGCCAGACUCCAAGCGAGCGUGCAACCGCUUUGUGUGUCCUGCAGCGUGGCGGGCAGGACCGUGGACACCGUGUUCUGUCACCUGUGGCAACGGCACGCAGGAGCGUCAGGUUGCUUGCGUGAAGCCAGAAGGUUCUUCUGACACCUGCAGCACGGCUCCUCCAAUCACCAACCGCACCUGCCGAGCACCAUCUUGCGGCUCUGACCAGAAGAACUUCAUUGUCCAAUGGCUGUCCAGGUCCAGUGCAGACGUGCCACCUCUAAAGACCACAACCAGUGACAGAGACUCCUCUUAUUUUCUGCACCUGUCUUAUUGUGUUCUCACUUCGUUCAUCACAGUCAUUCUUUCUCCAGGUCUGCGUUGCCGUGGCGACCGCUCAGUGUUUUGCCGAAUGGAGUCACUGAGUCGCUAUUGUUCCAACUCUGCUUACAGACAAAUGUGCUGCAAGUCGUGCAGCAACUUCAGUGGCAGCGCCAACAUCAGCAUGUCCACCACAGCGCCGUCACGACCAAGCCCCUCCCCCAGCAGUGGCACUACACACGCCACUUUGACCCAAACUUCACUCCCCAGCAGCACCGAUUUUGUUUACGUUGAUUACGAUGAAUAUUUUUCCUACGUGGAUGCUGCGCUUGUCACUUCAACGCCUCCUGACGGGAAAACUGCGCCUCCGUAUUCCCUAGUGGACAGCACUCCCACAGUUGCUAUGGUAACCAUUGAUGCGCAAGCAUCCCUAACACCACUCAUGGAGACAUCUGUUGCACCACACAGUGAGACCACCCAGUGGGCAUCAUCAUCAGAAAUAAGUGGGAGACAGAGGGGACGCAAACCUGAUCAUCAAACCUCUGCAUUUUUGAUGAAGUCCACAAAGAAGGAGAACAACUCUAUGGGUGAGGUUUCUUACGGCAUUGUGGGAUUGGACAGCGACACCACCAGGAGCCAGCAGAGCUACUUUGUGCCCCGUAUGCCCCCUUUUCGGGAGCGGACGCAAAACAAACGCAUCCAAGAGCUUCUGAAUGAGAGGCUGAAGAGACCCACCCGCCGCAAUGGGGCAGAGCAUAAACACGGCGGUUUAUAGAGCACUAACCCUAGCACAGGGUGCUGGUCCACAUUCAUGGAGGUCGUCUGCAUGAGUGUAAUAAAGUCUCAACUCAAUUACUGUAUGCACAUAAAUAUUGUCACUGUGAAAUAGUAUCUGGAAAGUCAUGUUCUAGUAAGUCAUUUUUCUUUAAAGAUAAUGUGGAUAAUUGUUGUUUGUUAAAUGAUUUGGUUCUCUCCUUGUUAACUAAUAAUUGUUUCAUGAUACAACUCAGUGACAAAUAAA